Messenger RNA from Sciurus carolinensis (gray squirrel), 654 nucleotides. It is a transcript of the gene Smim18, whose product is annotated as small integral membrane protein 18. Lineage: Eukaryota; Metazoa; Chordata; Mammalia; Rodentia; Sciuridae. The transcript is spliced from 2 exons. The coding region runs from base 171 to 458 and encodes 95 amino acids. The record is from RefSeq and is a predicted model, not a curated record.
UAGGAGGAAACUGUCAGCUGCAUUGUGUUCAACCAAUAGAAGAACAGCUCCAUCUUGGCUGUGCUCUAGACUGCAUUACAAACAGACGAUACCAUCGCUUCCAUCGCUUCCACAGCAUCCUUUCAGACAAGAGAUUCAAAAGAAAAAUACAAGAAGUGGAAUCUCUAAGAAUGGCUUCCAGUCACUGGAACGAAACUACCACCUCUGUUUAUCAGUAUCUUGGUUUUCAAGUUCAAAAAAUUUACCCGUUCCAUGAUAACUGGAAUACUGCCUGCUUUGUCAUUCUGCUUUUAUUUAUAUUUACUGUGGUAUCUUUAGUGGUGUUGGCUUUCCUUUAUGAAGUGCUUGACUGCUGCUGCUGUGUAAAAAACAAAACUGUGAAAGACUUGAAAAGUGAACCUAACCCUCUUAGAAGCAUGAUGGACAACAUCAGAAAAAGAGAUACUGAAGUGGUCUAGCUCCUACAGAAGGUGAACAAAACCUUUAAAAGCAGCUUUCAGCCUCUCCCAAGAUUAAAGAAAAUUUCCUGAGGUCAACUGUUACUAUAAAACUGACUCUGACUUUGGGUAAAAGAUUCCUAGAAGUGAAAAACAAGUGAAAUAUGCACUUUUUUUGUCUAUGUAUUCCUUUCAUUAAAUAUACAGUAAAACUGCA